Diachasmimorpha longicaudata is the source of this 3975-nucleotide messenger RNA. It is a transcript of the gene PPP4R2r, whose product is annotated as serine/threonine-protein phosphatase 4 regulatory subunit 2. Gene Ontology annotation, cellular component: nucleus; cytoplasm; protein phosphatase 4 complex. Gene Ontology annotation, molecular function: protein phosphatase regulator activity. Lineage: Eukaryota; Metazoa; Arthropoda; Insecta; Hymenoptera; Braconidae. Bases 237 to 2126 code for a protein of 629 amino acids. The record is from RefSeq and is a predicted model, not a curated record. The transcript has a single exon.
CCCGGCACUUGGCGGCUGGACCCCGGUGUAUGUUUGCGUUUCUCAGUGAUCACAAACCACCCCGUAAAAAUCCUCACGAUCAUAACCAAUCAAUCAGCCAACCUAAAAAUAACCCCAAACACCUCGCUUCAGGUUCGCAUAGCCACAAAUCCUCCACCCUCUCGGCUCGGUGGUAGGUAAAUUCCCUCGUGAAAAGCCCGGAUCCCAAGCCCCCUUGCCCCCAGUGCACAAGAAAAAUGGAAAAUCCAGAGGAGGUGCUCCAAGCCCUUGACGAAUUUCAAAAGCUUCGUCCAUCGGAAAUACCCCGUGAACUCGAGGACUACUUGUGUUUUGUGGCGAAAACAGGGGAUCCAGUGUAUCAGUGGUCCUUGAUAAAGCCCCUGUUUCGUGAGAAACUUGUCCGCGUGAUGACUGACUUCUACGAGAGCUGUCCAACUUUGGACCUAGCAGCCAGUCCAAACAUCGAGCAAUUCAACUACGACAGUAUGAAGGGCAAUCUCCUGGACCUGUUGGAGUCCUUUGCGAAUGCCCCCUUCACAGUCCAACGUAUCUGCGAGCUUCUGACAUCCCCGAGGAAGGAAUACAACAGAGUGGACAAGUUCAUGAGAGCAAUCGAAAAAAAUAUUCUCGUAGUGUCAACACGAGAGCCAGGAGCAGCUCGUCGAAGUGAGAAUGGCGAUAGUAUGAUAAACGGUUCUAUGGAUGAGGAGAGCCCAGCGACUCACCACGAGGUGGAGAUGGAAUCCUGGGUAAAGGACUGUACAGCUGAUUUACCCGAGGAGGACAGAAAAUCACCGAAAGCCAAUGAGGAAGCUGUGAUACACGAGAAACAGGAAAAUCGUUCAGACGUAAAUAACUUCAUCAGCAGUGAGACUUCAACAGGUACAUUAAAUUCGACUCAGCACGAGCCAACGUUGUGUAGUAAUCCCCCAAAUGUGCCUGAUGUAUCUGGUAUUGUUGGAGACGUUCCAGAAGCUAUUAUGAAUGAGGAUACUAGCUCUCAGCCUAGUUUGGAUUCAGAGAGUGAUGAUAGUGAGGUGAGUAACUCGAGAAAACUGACAUUUCAGUCUAGGGAUUUUGGAAAGUGUGAGAAAAUCGAGGAUAAGGAAAAUGAUAAAAUUUGUGAGGGAAUUGAGAAGCUUGAGGAUUCACGUAAAGAGGAUCAGGAAAGUAAAGUCAAUUUCAAUGCUCAUCGUCAGCCUGAAUUGUCCCUUGAGGAUCAAAUUGUUGAGAAACGGGCUAGGCUGGACGAUGAGAGCCCAGUGAUAGAUGCUGUGGAGACUGUUUCAAAAUCUUUAGAGACAAAUUCAGCAUCUCCAGAAACGAAGGAUGUCUCUGAACCUGCGGAUAGUUCUGAGGAUACUGAGGAAGGGGAAAAAACGGAAGAGAUUAAGGAGGAACCUACAACUGUUGCAGCUACUGAUGCAGUUGAUGCAGAACCAGAGGCUCCAGUGGAGUCAAUUCCAGAGCCUGAGUCUCAAGCCGAGCCUGAACCAGAACGAGAAGACGAGGUCAUCGAAACAGAUUUCCAGGAGCUUCCAGAGUAUCAACUUAAGAUUGUGAACUCCACGGAGGCAUCAGAUGCUCCAAGUGAAAAGGACGAGGAGAGUCAUAGUGAAGUCCAGCAGGAGGUGAAACCGAUAAUAGAAGAGCCUCCCCAGGACGAUCCUGAGGAGAGGGCUGAUGAGGCUGAGGAGACUGGGGGGGUUGUCAUCCAGGAAGCAAUGGAUGACGAUGCCAAGGUUGGAAAUACUAUGGUGCCAGAUCCAAUUCCCAUUGUGGAGGAGCCUAAGGAGGAAGUUGCUGUGGACAGGGCCGAGGAAACCACGAUAGCAGAGAUCAUCGAAACCAAGAGCCCUCAAGAGGAGGAAGUUACUGGAGGUAGUGACGACAGCGUCACCACUACUGUCGUUGCGCCGAGUAAGGAGAGUCAUGUGGAUGUGGAGGAACUGUGCGAGGCCCAGCAAAUCCCUGUGGACGACGUUUCCAUUGCUGAGGAGCCCUGUGAAGAGAGCAUGGAGAAGGAACCAGCUGAGUCUAUGGAGGUCGACAGUGAGGAUGCCGUGCCUAUUAUCCAGCAGGAUGAACCCAUGGAAGAGGAGUGCGGAGAACAACUCAAGAGUUAAUGUACCAAACUGAUAUUAAUCGUGAAAAUAUCAUUCGCGCUUUUUCGAUUACUUAAAUUCUCGUUGCUUGAAGGAGUCAGUGACUUGGAGGAUGCUUGAAUGAAGAAGUUGGUUGUCUUUUUAUGUUAGUGAGGUCAUUAUCAUUUUUUAUGUUCGUGGGGAGAAGCGGUGAAGUUAGGGGGAGCGGCAGGAGGGGUGGACUUGUUCGAUAGGGUUUUCAGGCCUUUUUUGAAAGUCGUCAAUUUCGAAAGUGUUGGGGGUGUCUAGCGAAAAUUGGGUUGAUAAUUUUCAUCAGAACAUAGUGAAUGUUUCAAUAAAACUUUCAAUAUUUUUUCGUAAAAUGUCUCGUUACGAGGAUGGCAUAUUAAAGUACAUAAGUUGCAAAAUCAAACGUUGUAUGAUAAAUAUCGUCAACGGGGUGGAAUUCACGGGAAAGUUUAUUCACUUUGAUGAUUGUUAUUCCUUCCAUAACCUUUAAUCAGUCGUGCUUUCUCUAGUAUCUCACUCACUCUCCAGUGGUGUCUUAUAGGUUGGAUAUGGUUUCGUGACACCACGCUCACAGCACGAAUAAGAAUAUAAGAAGGACUAAUUUUGAGAGACAAUGUGAAGAGAAUGCUUCUGAAAGAAAAGUAAAUUCUCAAGCGAAAAAUUUUAAUAUUUCUAAACUAUUAAUUGUCAAAAAAGGCUGCAAUUAUAUUUCACAGAUUCGUGAAUUUCAAACCAACAACAUGUCUUUGAAUACUUUCCUAAACCACUUAUCCUUGUGAUAAUUGCAAAUUAAACAUUCCUUCACAAGAGAAUUGAUGGAAAAAAGGUUGUAAAACUCCUAGCAAUUACGGAAAAUGUCUCCAUAAGUCGACCCCACGUUUCACCACUUCUCCACUUUAUCAAUUAUUUAAUUAGUCAUUUUUUCCAAUUAGAUGUACUUUGAAUUAUUUCUCUGAACAAUUAUCAAUUUGACAAGCACUCCAAUAACUGAGGUAAUGAACUACGAUGACUUGUAAAUUACAAAUUGAAGGCAAACGAAGACUUGCGAGGAGGAAACAGGAUCCCAAUGUACCAUGCCAAUUUUCUUCAUGAACUUCGUAAAUGUUCAAACGUUGAUACUUAUAAUAAUAUAUGGAUAUAUCUUUGAAUUAUUUUGGUACAAUUUUUCAUACGAGUAAUCAAGAUAUCAACAGACCCUUCUCCCUUAGUAAUAAUGAUAAUGUAAAUUUAUAUUCUGGUGAUACGUAAAUAUGAACAACACUGCCUACUCGUCAUUAAAAUGCGAAUAUUUAACUGAUGUGAAUGAAUACAAGAGUGAGUUCACCACAAUUUUUCGAGUCAUAUCGUGAGAUUACUUCGGAUUCAUCACGAAGGAUAAUUAGUUGAGAAUGAUUGAUGGUUUCGUUGUAAAGAUAAUCAGCCAAAUGUGACAUAAUUGUUGAUUUUGCAAUUAUCUAGGAAACGAAUGGUGUGACAGAAAAAUAUCGCAAGACCUUUUUUGUCGAGACAAUUCUCGACAAAAAUAGUGUAGAGACAUUUCCGUCUAGCACUCCUCAUCACCGAGAUAAUUGCGUAAUCAGCAGAACCCAAUAGUGAUCUUUAUUUCUUUAGAAAUAUAAUCAAUUUUUUAAUUUAAUAUUUUUUUCAUCAAUUGACAUCGUUGUGCAUGGAAUAGAGCAUCAUGAUACGUAUGAAAGGGUGUAUCGAAAGAAUGAGGAAAAUGGACAUGAGAAUAAAAUCGUUAACAGCCAUUUAUGACGUGGUAUACAUUCACCCUAAAGUUAAGUGGAAAUUGGAGAAGACAACCCGAUAAUUAAAUAAUAUAGGACUAAAUGUAUGAAUAGCUUAAGACAGCUGUGUA